AUGAAUUCUCCAAAAGUUGCUUCAGAUGAAGAAUCGCGAAAGGAGAUGACGUUAAGCCAAGCAUCACCAACGCUACUGCUAAAUCCAGAACUUUUGCACGUCAUGACAGCAAUGAUGGGCAAAGAAGUCCUCGUUGAAACAAAAGAUGGGAAACGUUUUCGUGGAACGUUCGCUUCGGCGGCUCCUGAUUUGAGUGACGUUGGAGUGUUUGAUGCGUAUGAGAUCACGGAUUCCAAUCAAGAUAAUUUAUUACCGCUGCGAUCGGAAAUUACUAAAAAAAUGCAAUUUCAUUUCGACGAUGUUAUUUGUUUUUCUGUGCGCCACAUUGAAGCUGUUGAUGCAAAAGGAUUCACAACGGAUUCCUUUUACCACGACAAGAAUGGUGUUAAAGAGAGUGAAUUGCAAUUAUGGGAAGGUGAUGAAACGACAGACUUCGAUAUUGAGAAUAUGGCUAAUAAAGAAGAUAUGUCACAAGGAUAUUGGAGUAUCGACGAUAUGUACAAAGCUAAUGACAAACUAGGCGUCCGGACAACAUACGAAGAAAAUCUGACUCAAUAUACAAAUGCCGAGGUCAUCGAUGAUCCCAAUAGAAGAGACGAAGUCAAUAGAAUCGCACAUGAAAUUGAAAAGAACAAAGAAAGCAAGAAAUUUGCGAGAUUGGAGAAUGAUGAUGAAGAACGGGAUUUGAACAAGCUGACCCUUGAUGAAGAUUUUGAGCACCAAAGAAAGAGGGGAACACCCCGUGGUAGAGGAAAUGCGCUUCCGAUCAAUAGGCGAGCAGAAGCGCUUCGCCCAGGUGUUGGAUCGCGUGGAAUGCAAAACAAUCGAUAUACCCCUAAUCAAAGCUCCCCAAGUCGAACUGAUUGGAAAGAUUCGUCUCGCGGAACCUUGAAUCGAGAUCGUGAUGGAUUCAACUCUAGAAGAUAUCAGGAUAGACAGAAUGCUCAUUCAUCCGAACCUCGUGAUUCACAAGGUUUGCUUGGACGUCGAAGCCAAGACUUGCAAAAUUUGCGUAAUUGGAAGCAAGAGUUCAAUCUGGGAACAAAUCCACCAAAAGAUGAGCCUAUUUCCUCCACAUCGCAACAAGCCGAUGCUGCAGUUGAAGGUUCAUCGGUCGCAAGCCCAUCACCUCGCGGCUCUGUUAAUGCUUGGAAUAAUGGUCCUCCACAGGGCCUGGUGAAUGCUCACAAUGGCAAUCAACGCGUUUCUACCUCAUCUCCAACUGCUUCUUUGCAAAGGGAAGGUGCCCCAGAUGGACAAUCAAGUCAGCGGUCCUCCGAUAACAGUGAACCAGUCAAGAAAGAGGUCGAAGAAAGUCGUGAUUUUGAAUCGGCGAUUGCUGAAAAUGAAGCGAAUGCUUCACCUGCUCAUGAAGAUGUGAAUGCUGGUAAACCACAAGAUACGGCUGCAUCUGUAAAGCAGUUUCAAUUCAACCUCAAUGCUCCCGCAUUCGUGCCCGGCCAAAAAAGCACUACGGAUGCCACGAUUCCAAUGGGACCGCCACCACCCAUCACUCCAUCACCUAUUACCACCACUCAUCAGCUUCCAAAUGUAUCUUCAGGAAUGCCUGUGAAUGUUGUUGGGCCGCCCCCCGUGAUGAUUCCGCAAAAUCCAAUGGUUCUUCAAUAUACCACAGCUCCACAGAUGUACCAACCAAUGGGACAACCUUACACACAAUAUGCCGUUCCUCAAACAGCAGCAACUCAGCGAGGCCCACCAAUCUACCCAGCUCCAACUUUACCAAACCGAAGGCCUUCACAACAACAGCCACCGCAACCAGCUAUGGUUUUUGGAACACCUCACUAUUCAUCGCAAGUUUAUCAAACCUCGCAGCCAAUCAACAUGCAGACAGCUCAAUACUUCCCUGGAACUUACCCAACAACAUCGGUACCACCUCCACAACCAGGAUUUGUACAACAGAUGACUAUGGCAAGUCCACAGCCAGUUGUUUCGAUGGCGUACAUGUCUCAGCAGGCACAAUAUUCAAUGCCUCCAAUGGGACCAGGCAUAUACGCACAGAUGGCAGCUACAGGUGGGGUGGCAAUCGGAACACCAGUCGGACAUCCAGUUGGACACAUGCUACCGGGUGGUACCGUAGGAGUAAGCCAUGAAGCUUCACAUAGCCAAGCACCUACACCAGCGCCGGUCGGGCAACAAUACGCGAAUCCCAGUGAUUUUGAGUGGAAGCAAUAUUCUGAAUGCACGCAACCUCAAUCAGACAUGGUUUUGUGCCAAGGUUACAACGAGGCGGCAUUCAAGCAACAAUGUCGUUCACGAUAUCCC
Messenger RNA from Mesorhabditis belari, 2283 nucleotides. The record is from the annotation of a GenBank genome assembly. NCBI's taxonomy places the organism in Eukaryota, Metazoa, Nematoda, Chromadorea, Rhabditida, Rhabditidae.